This is a messenger RNA of Punica granatum (pomegranate), 962 nucleotides long. The record is from RefSeq and is a predicted model, not a curated record. NCBI's taxonomy places the organism in Eukaryota, Viridiplantae, Streptophyta, Magnoliopsida, Myrtales, Lythraceae.
UUCCAUCUAUAUAUAAUGUUCACCGGUUUAGUCAUCUCCAUCAACAAUCUCAGAGUUCAAUAUAUCUCCUCUCCCCCGAUCAUAUCUCGAGCUUGAUCACUAGUAUCAAAGGCUUGGCUAGCUAGCAUAUUCGAGUACGCUAUCAAUAUCGGAAAUGAUGAAGAGAGGAGACUAUACCACCAUCGAUGUCCCCGAGUCAGCCGCCCGGUCUUCUUCCUCCAAAGAGAAAGCGCCGGCUAUGGUAGCUGCUGCACCUGUGCCAAGGCCUACUGGGUGGAAUAAGGGACUCGCAAUAUUCGACUUAAUUCUCAGGAUAAGUGCUAUAGUGGCCGCUCUGGCUGCGGCUGCUUCCAUGGGAACCAGCGAAGAGACUCUUCCUUUCUUCACCCAGUUCUUCCAGUUUCAAGCAGGAUACGAUGAUAUCCCGACCUUUCAAUUUUUCGUGAUUGCGAUGGCCAUAGUGGGUGGCUACUUGGUUCUUUCGCUUCCUUUCUCCAUAGUAUGCAUGGUUCGUCCGCAUGCAGCUGGGCCGAGGCUCCUCCUUCUCAUCUCGGACUUGGUGGCGCUGACUCUGACCACAGCAGCUGGUGCAGCGGCAGCUGCCAUGUCCUACUUGGCCCACAACGGCAAUCCGAAUGCGAACUGGCUGCCAUUCUGUCAGCAGUUUGGUGAUUUCUGCCAGAAGGCUACUGGAGCUGUAGUGGGGUCCUUCAUUGCGGCGGUCCUGCUAUCGGUGAUGGUCCUGAUCUCCACGGUGGCUCUCCGAAGAGUCUGAUCGAGCAUCCGGUGUUUUGUCUCCGUUUCUCUGUUUAUAAUGCUAUUUCAUGUGUGAAUGUGUGUUUGAAGACAAAUGAGGAUGUGUGGCCUGCUUAAGAUUCUUGUAUGGAAGUGAUUGAAAAUGAAAAUGUAAGAGCAAUUAAUCCAAUCCAUCUCCACCUUUGACCACCGCACAAAUUAUAUUA